Molecule: messenger RNA, 1527 nt
Organism: Rotaria sordida
Lineage: Eukaryota; Metazoa; Rotifera; Eurotatoria; Philodinida; Philodinidae
Source: the annotation of a GenBank genome assembly
AUGGACAUUAAUGAACGAUUUGCUCAAUUAGUAGUUGAUCCUCUUUAUAUUCAUAAUCUUGAUAUGACUAUUAUGAACAUGAAAUCAUUUUAUGAUCGUACUUUUUCAAUAGAUGAUAAAAUUCUUUCAAGAAUAUGUGACAAUAUCUUACCUCGAAUUCAUAAUCAAGUAACUAAACUUACUGUUGAACAACAUUCAAUAGAACGUAUUCUUACCAUCAAUUAUCCCCAACUUUAUUUUUUAACAUUGGUUAAUUUUAAAGAAGAAAUUCUGUUUAAAUAUUUAACAGAUUAUUCAAUUCUUCAUAAUCUUAAAAAUCAAAUCACACAUCUAAAUAUCGAUAUUCAGAAUGAGAUGGGAUCAGAAUUAUCUGAAAUUUCAUCAAAUAUAUUUUUAUUGAUUUUAUCUUUAUGUAAACGAUUAACACAUUUGAAUUUUUGUCAAUUGUUUUCUUAUCGAGAUUCAUCGAUUUAUAUUUCUGAAUUAUCGCGAACAAGUUAUAUAUCAUCAAGUUUAGUUGAAUUAAAAAUAAAUGUCUCAAUUUUUGAUGAUUGUCUUGAUUUGCUUGAUGGAUAUUUGGAUAACUUAACGAAAUUGAUUAUCAAUGUCAAACAAAUUAAAUACAAGCAACGAUCAAAUAUUAACAAUUUGAAACAACUUCCUAAACUGAAGUGCUUCUCACUAACUUCGAUUAAUUAUACACAUGUUUAUGAUGAACACAUUACUCAAUUACUUCAUCAAAUGAUAAAUCUGGAAGAAUUGAUAUUAUUUCUAACAGUAGUAAGAAUUGAUUCCAAUUUUAUUGAUGGUCAUCAAUUAUAUGAUGAAGUUGUUUUUUAUAUGCCGAAAUUAAACAAAUUUCUUUUUAGUAUAAACACAAGUGUUAUACUAAAAAAUAUUGAUAUUGAUUUUUCAUCAAAUGAAUACAUUCAACGUAGUUUUAUUGGAAAAGGAUAUGGACAAGUUGGUUCAUAUGUCUUUCCGAAAUCAAUAAAUAUCGUGCGCAGAUUUCUUGCCUAUCCUGAAUUGAAUAUAAGGGGUGGCGGCAGAUCCCAUAUCUUUUCACUUCCAUAUUCAUUCAAAUAUUUUCUCGAUUUGAACAAUUCUUUUCAAGGUGGCAUGUUUGAUAAUGUUCAAUAUUUAAAGAUGAAUGAUAUACGUCCUUUUGAAUAUCAAUUAUUCAAAAAAAUCUCUGAAAAUUUUCCUUGUCUUAAAGAAUUGAUUAUAUGUAACCGUGAAGCACAAACAGACAAGCAACAUUUAUCGACAUUGAUUAGAUUUCCUCAUCUUAUUCUUCUCAAUCUUGUUAUGACACAUGUUGAUUAUGCUGAACAAUUUCUUUCUGAUAAAAAGACUGAUCUACCUUGUUUGUUGGAUCUCUGCAUCGAAUAUGAAUCACUCAUAAUGGUAACAAACAAUUUUACUAAUAAUGCAACACGUCUUCAUUGUGCGAAAUUAAAAGGACUUCAUAUAAAUAAGCCGUUUGUUCGACCAAAACAUUUUCAUCAAUAUUUUCCUUUAUUAUAA